Messenger RNA from Musa acuminata subsp. malaccensis (wild Malaysian banana), 1194 nucleotides. RefSeq lists its product as uncharacterized. Gene Ontology annotation, molecular function: SUMO-ubiquitin ligase activity. The record is from RefSeq and is a predicted model, not a curated record. NCBI's taxonomy places the organism in Eukaryota, Viridiplantae, Streptophyta, Magnoliopsida, Zingiberales, Musaceae.
GACGUGAGCAGGGAUGAGCACGAUAUCAAACUUUUGGUCUCGCCCUCUGCGUUUCGCAGCUCCUCGAUCCAUCUCGAUCGUCUGCUAAAACCCUAGGGAAGAAUUAGGGAACAGCGCCCCGGUUUGUCUCGGCCCGAUCGUCCCGAAUCUUCGAUCGGUGCUGGUUUUACUGUAUUGAUAUAGAACAUGAGCACCCUUGGACCAUCAAGGCAGGGUUCAAAGAGGCACGCGAGGGAUGGUAUCCACGCUAAGAUGGUUCCGAAUUUGGAUCUGAACUUUCCUCCGGUGGAGUGCCAGCAGUGUGAUGGCACUUCUGGCUCUAGACAUCCACAGAUUUCUCGAGGAACAUCUUUUUCCGCUGUUCCUCAUCCCAGCCCUGCUAGUGAACAGCAGCAAGGGUCCUCUGCACCAUCAAGUGACCGUUCACACAGUGAUUUUAUUGAUCUAGAAUUGAUGGAGGAUGAGGUCGUGACUCUUUCUUCCUCGAGAGGGCUACCCCUGGGGAGGAAUCACUUCAGAAGGAACCAGCCUGUGACAAUGAUCCUAGAGGAAGACCUGGAAACAAAUUUGAGACAACCAGUCAUUAUUGUAGAGGAACAAGUGGCAAAAUCACCUAUGAACACUCGUAAUAAGCGGGCUAGAAGUUCGAUGAGCAGGACAGCUAUUGAUUGUGAUCAUUAUCCUGAUUUGGAAGAGGAGCAUAAUGCCAAGAAUCUUCUCAUGGUAAUAUGAAUCUUGAGAAGCUCCAUUGUUGGAAUAUCAUGUGACAGUUGAUUAAUUGAAGGACUGGAAACUCUAUCAGCAUCAUUUUGGGUGGUUGGUGUUUCUGAUCAAUAUAUUGCAUGGUUGAAGGAAUUUGGUGCAGCAGUAUCAUAGACCAUGUUGAACGAUAAGAGUAGCAUGUUAGAAAGGGUAAUGAGUAGUUGUUUCCCCAGGAAGACACUAGCGUCUCACCCUUUUGCAUUAUUAAAUUUGUAACAUGAUAUGUAUAUAGUUUUGAUUAUCAGUAUCUAAAUGUCUUGUGGCACUUCAAUUGACAUGCAUAGGAUGAGAAGGCCUAGUAUCAUAUCUAGCAUGUGACUCGUAGUUCAUCAAUCUUUUGCUAGUCAUGCAGUCAUGCUGCAAGUACUGAAAUAAUUAAUCGAUUGAGGUAACCUACUUUUGAGUGCUUCAGCAAGUAAGAUUUAAUACAAC